This is a messenger RNA of Acaulospora colombiana, 323 nucleotides long. NCBI's taxonomy places the organism in Eukaryota, Fungi, Glomeromycota, Glomeromycetes, Diversisporales, Acaulosporaceae. The record is from the annotation of a GenBank genome assembly.
ACGCAUCCAUGUCCCAGGCAGACCUAACGGCUCCGCCUGCGCCGAUUGCCGAAGAACCUGAACCUACCACGCCUAUACCACCUGUCUCAGAGAUGGCUAAGGAUAUACACGAGGCUGCGCCAAAUGAAAGUAAAGAAGUCGAAGAGUUCCCCAAAGCAGAUGUCGACAAAGUGGAAGCACCCACCACGUUGGCUGUACCAACAGCGGAUGGGUCUCGAUUUAUUGAGGGUUCUUCCCCUGGAACGCGUGAGUCUACACCUAGGGCAAAGAACCGUGUGUUAAUCGAACUGGCCGCUAGUUCCGGAGUCAUUGACGGGGCUUGA